GAGGAGGAGGAGGAGGAGGUUUAGGAUGUUUCAGAGGACACAAAGACGAGCUGCAGACAAACCUCAGAAAGUCCAGACUCUGAGUUUUGACUUAAACGGGUCCAACAAGAGGACUAUUGAAUAUCUGACGGUUUAAUGCGACGAAUCACGACGAGCCCUCAGGAGAGACGUUCGGACUUUCUAUGCUCGCUUUAUUCGAUUAAUCGGAGCUGCAGAAGGAGAGUCGUUUGGUCCUUGUUCGGGCCGGCUGCUGUCCUGUGGGAUGGACGACGCCCAGGAGCAGGACCACUACGAGGAGCGGCUCAAAGAACUUUUUAACAGUUUUGAUGGCAGCAGCUGCGGCUCGCUGUGCCUGGAGGAACUGUCUGACCUCUGUGAGUCCCUUCACCUGGAAGAGGCCGCAGCAGCUCUGAUGCAGACCCUGCUGCAGGACCAGGACCGGCGUGCUGCCAGGGUUGACUUCCAGCAGUUCAAGGAGGCCCUGAUUCUGGUUCUGUCUUCGAGCACGGAGCCUGUUCCAGCAGAAACGGAGACCUUCCCUAGAGCAG
Labrus bergylta (ballan wrasse) is the source of this 548-nucleotide messenger RNA. The record is from RefSeq and is a predicted model, not a curated record. NCBI's taxonomy places the organism in Eukaryota, Metazoa, Chordata, Actinopteri, Labriformes, Labridae.